Emericellopsis atlantica is the source of this 309-nucleotide messenger RNA. RefSeq lists its product as uncharacterized. The coding region runs from base 1 to 309 and encodes 102 amino acids. Gene Ontology annotation, biological process: intra-Golgi vesicle-mediated transport. The transcript has 2 exons. The record is from RefSeq and is a predicted model, not a curated record. NCBI's taxonomy places the organism in Eukaryota, Fungi, Ascomycota, Sordariomycetes, Hypocreales, Bionectriaceae.
AUGUCCGAAGCCUACGAGCGCGAGCGCCAGAACAAUGACCGGCUCAGCGAGCUCUCCAACAAGGUGUCCGCCCUCAGGGGCAUCACGGUGGACAUUUACGACCAGGCCUCCUCGCAAAGCCUCAUCGACAACACGAGCGAGACAUUCUCCUCCAUGGGCACCCAGAUGAAAGGGUCCGCAGGCCGCCUGACACGCAUGGCCGCGUCGGGCAACAAGGUCGCCAUUAUGAAACUGGCGGGCAUCUGCAUCGUCGUCUUUCUCGUGUUAUACUAUGGUCUGAAGCUGAUCUUUGGAGGCGGCAAGAGCUGA